AUGGCAGCGAAGCGUGGAGCGGCAGCAGCGUCUUCGACACAGCCGGCGCAGGCGUCCAUCGCCUCGCAAGCAGCGUCGCAAGCAGAGUCACAGGCAGAGUCGUCGACCCAGCCAGCCAAGCGUAGCAAGAGCACAGCGCCACGUAGAGCUUACAUAAGCCUAUCCGAGGGCGAGAAGACACGCGCAGUUGAAAGCGCUGCGAGGGCCAUCUUGUUUCGCUGCUGCUACCAGGGCAAAGCCGUCAAACGAACAGACGUUCUUCAGCUUCUUGGUCUCACCGGGGCCCGGGAGGCCUUCUUCAAGGGCGCAGGCAUCUUGAACGAACUGUUUGGGCUGAAGCUGACGUCGCUGCCUCUCCCCGACCAGCCAGACUCCAUGCCGUCGAUGGGCAUGAAGAAACCCACAGAGGAGAAGCCCACAGGCCUGUUUACCCUGGUCAACAGACUGCAGAGCGACAAGGUUCCAGCCAGUGCACACGCAGCUGGCGAGGGCAACGCCGCGUGCGCGUUGGUGCUGGAUGAAUCCACGCAGGCGCAGUGGGGGUUUCUCAUGACCAUCCUUGCCACCAUCUACGUCAACAAGCCCAAGCACGAAAUCUCCCAGAGCGAGUUGUGGAAGUUCCUUAGGGAACGGCUUGGCGUGGGCAACACCACACGGAUUGGCGGCGAGCGUGCUGACCGCCUCAUCGACACCGUCUUUGCCAGCGAACAGCGGUACUUGGUGCGGCUGCGAAUGCCCAACGCAAACCCGAACGAGCCAGUCACCUACUUCUAUCGAUGGGGGCCGCGGGCGCGUGUGGAGCUCUCAGAAUACAAGAUCCUGCAAUUCCUCGCAAAGAUAUACGGCCACGACUUUGCGGAGCUCGCGGAGCAGCUCAACUUGGACGUGGCUGAUGGGCAAGAAGGCGAUGGUGCUGAGGGAAGCGAAGAAGAAGAGGAAGACGAAGAAGGCGAUGAUGGCGACAAGGAACAAGAAGAAGCAGAGGAGGACAGUGCAGCAUCGCGCGGCCCGAGCUCGGCAUCAACGCGCAACAGCAGCAGUAAGAAGGGCAAGCGCCGCCAACAGCAGCGGCAACACGCAAAGGUGAAGGAGGAGGAGGAGGAGGAGGAACAACAGCAGUCGAACCGACGGCGAACAACACGUGCACGGCGUUCGCGUGGGCGCAAAUAA
Salpingoeca rosetta is the source of this 1170-nucleotide messenger RNA. RefSeq lists its product as uncharacterized. The record is from RefSeq and is a predicted model, not a curated record. The transcript is spliced from 8 exons. Bases 1 to 1170 code for a protein of 389 amino acids. NCBI's taxonomy places the organism in Eukaryota, Choanoflagellata, Craspedida, Salpingoecidae. Gene Ontology annotation, cellular component: nucleus.